AUGUCCAAUGCAUUUGACCUUUCCCUCGAGUUAGAGACGAAGAACAUCAACAUUGCUCGGUAUCUCGCAAUUGCAACAUUUACUCUUGUAAUAUACGAGUAUUUUAUAACGCUCGACGACGAGGCGACCAUUGCAAUUGCCUUUGCCGUGGUUUAUAAAGCCGCCGGAUCCUUUGUAGAAGUAGGAAUUCGCCCGUAUGAUUCCGGCUGUGUGCUUCUCUUGACUAGCAAACUUGGAUGGGUUCCGUUCUUCACGUUUUUGACUGAGGAGAUAAUCCUCCUACUGCUGAUCAUGGCGAAAGACGAUGAUUUUCGGAGGACUCCAACCCGGCGACUGAUAAUAGUUUUGGUGCAAGAUGGCCAGGUUUACUAUUCUUGCAUGAUAAUUGUUACAAUCGUGAAUCUGCUUGUCAACUCCGUUGUUCCUAACCCUCCGCCGUUUUAUGGAAGCGUACUCGAAGCUGUGCUUCAUAACAUUGUCUGCAUACGGCUUUCGGCUCACUUAAUCAAAGUGAAUGAAACGUCUGCAUCAUUCACACUCAGCAGUACUUGUGUAGGGAAUAGUCGAAAUAGUCGACUUUGA
This is a messenger RNA of Fomitiporia mediterranea MF3/22, 582 nucleotides long. RefSeq lists its product as uncharacterized. Lineage: Eukaryota; Fungi; Basidiomycota; Agaricomycetes; Hymenochaetales; Hymenochaetaceae. The record is from RefSeq and is a predicted model, not a curated record. The coding region runs from base 1 to 582 and encodes 193 amino acids. The transcript has 12 exons.